UUAAGUUGCAACGAACUCAAAACUGAAUUUUUUUACGUACACAUUAUACUCACAGCUAAGUUGAAUAAAACUGUGGAAAAAUAAUUGUAAUUUUGAAAAGAAUGAAAGUCGUACAGAAAUAUUUGUGAUUCUAAUUUACGAAUGGAAUUUGGAGUAUAGAAUUUGUUUGCUAUGAGGGUGUAAAGUGGAGUAUUUUUUAUAGACACAAUAGUACAUAAUAAAUAUACAUAUAUGUAUGUAUAUAUGCAUAUAUAUUUAUAUAUGAACUUGAAAUAAAAAUAAAAUAUGUACCUAUAUAGGUAAAAAUCAAGAAAUAAAAAAUUAAGAGCAGUGAAGUGAUUGUGAAACCGCAAGCAACAAAAACUGUGAAUAUUCUGCCAUAUGUAGAUACAUACAGAGAUAUACCUACAUAUAUACGAGUAUAAGUGUACACGUACGUGAAUAUACCCAAGAUUAUUUAAUUACUUUAAAGUGUUGUUUUUUCUUCAUGUGAUCGGUGAAAAUUUCGCAACUGAAUUUGUGUCAGCGAGAGUCCUGAUUUUUGUUUAAGAGCAUAUACACCGUUACAUACAUAUGCAUGUAUGUAGAUUUAUAAAAUUUAAAACGCAGUUGCAGAGACUUUUAAAAGGCUAAGACGCACACGGCAAAGUUCGCAGUUACUCGUAGCAUAAAUAAUUGUGUGGUAACCCAUUGACGAGCCAAUCGCACGGGGCAUUCACUCAGUUAGUCUUUUGUGUCGCAAGACGAAAAUUGUAGUCUUUGCUAUUGAUCAGUCACAACAUUGAGCAGUAGGAAGUCGAACGCCCAAACAAGCGGUACAUUGUGAACACCGGCAGGAACCAAAAAUUUUAAUUAAUUUAACUAUUGACGAAUAGCACUAAGGAAUUGUCGAAGCUUUAACCCACCCGGGAUAAUAUACGAUUUCCGUUCAACGAAAUGGAGGAACAAAGCGAACUUACUGCACAACAAGAAACACAACAACAACAACAACAGCAACACGUACCUACAACAUUCGCCAAUCAAUCUAGAACAGCAGCAGCUCAACCCCCGCCACCACACGAUGACGACGCCUGGUGGUGGGAGGUGGAGAAUGGUGAUUUGAUUUUAGAUCUCGUGCCAAAUGUUGAUACGCAAAGUGAAAGUGAAAAUAUCAACCAAAACAACAACAACAGCAACGCGAGCAGUAACAACAAUGAACUAUCGGCAGAUUUUGCCUCAUUGUUAAAGCGUGACGAAAAUGUAAAUGCGACAUUUAUAGCGAACAAUACAAAUGCAAUUGAAUGCAGUGUUGAUCAAGCAAUUGCCGAAGGCAUCGAUGAAGCAUCAGGCUGUAAGAAACCCCGAACAGGCGGCGAAACGUUGGAAGACAGCAACGCAACUUAUCGCACGCUCGACUCACAUGACUCACCCGCACCCAACAAUGCAGCAACUGCAGCAGCAGCUGCCGCUGCAGUACACGAACAAACACUCGAAGAAUUUAAGGAGGAAUUGCGCAUCAAACGGCUGGCUCGCCAGACGGCCGUGCAAAAUUUACGUGAUGAAAUCGCCACAUUGCGCAGACAAUUGGCCGAAGAGCAAGAGCUAACACGGCGUUUGCGACGUAACGAUGCUGUCGAGCUGUUGAGUACCGAUGUGGAUGUGUCGGUGGCGGAAGAGGAGGGUGCCAUUGGUGGCGCCAGUGCUGAACCCGAUGCCGACGAUGAAGAUCCCCAGAGUCGCGGUCGUCAUGCCAACAUUGAGUUGGCUAAUGCGCAGCUCGCACUCCAGAUGGCUAAUGCGGAGAAUUUAUCGUUGCGUACUGAGUUGGGUGUUGUACAAAAACAAGUUGGCACUCUGAAGGAAGUCAUUGCUUGUUGCAAGCAGAUGCUGAGCGUCAAGGAGGAGCAGUGCGUGCAGCUAAAAAAUAAACUAGACGAAAUUGAGACAGCAUUCGGCGAACGUGAAAUGAAAAUCAUGUCGAGCAGCUUGCGGCAGGAAUACGAACGCCAAUUAGGCAACAUACGACAAUUGCGUCAAUUAUACGAAGAACGACAACGGAUCGCUUUGGCAGAGCAAGAGAAUUUGCAGAGGUUGAUUUCGAUUAAACGAGAUGAAUUGGCAGCUGAGCAGCAAAAAACAAAAAACUUUGAAGAGCAUAAUCAAACAUUGAUGAAGGAAAUUGAAAGCGCAAAUAACGAAUUGGCAACAUUGCGCGAAGAAUGCAACGAACACAAAUUCGAAAAGAAAGCUCUCAAAGAGGAAAUGGGCGCUGUCAAUACGCUUUUCAGCCAGAUGGUGAUGGGCUUCAACGAUGAGAAUAGCUUGGAUAUUGAUCGACUUACAAUGAUGCUGGAGGAGAACCGCGGGCUGCUCAACGACAUGGCAACUAAAGAAGCAAACUGCACUGAUGGUGCAACGUUGCCAAAAUUAUUAUUCGAAUUAGUCGAACAAGCGGCGAUAAGUGGCAAGGCUGCAGAGCGUAAUCGCAGUCCAACUCCUACAUUCGUGGACGGCAGCGCAGGUGAAGAUGAGUACGGGGUGGAUGGAGUGGAUGGAGUUGCACCGAACGCGGUUGACAGUGUUGACGCAGCAAUAGAACAUAAUUUGAAUGGAGAUGAAGCCUCGUCGUGCUCCGCGACUGAACUGGACACUGCUGCGACAGACCACAACAAUACCAACAACAAGACUGUAAAAGUUGGCGCUACUGUUUCCACUGCUACUUUAGCCGCCUACUGCGGUAGAAAACAUCAUCGCAAAAGCGUUGGCAACCGGAUGAAAUUACCAGCCACCACUGCCGCAGCAGACAGCAACGCAACGGAAUCUUGCACAUUGAAAAUCCACGAACCAGAAGUUAUGAGUAAAGUUGCAACGACACAAGAAAUUAUUGGUAACUUGCCGAAAGUUUGGAAAGUGCUAAUGGAGCUCUUAAGUCACCACAAAAUCGAGCGGGUGCAAUUUGAGGAGCAUGGCGCUAGUGAGGAUUGUUACAAAUCCGUUGAGACGGCCAAUGGACCAAAGGCGGAACUGAGCGUCAGCAAGACAUAUAUUAAGUUAAAGGAUCUAAUAUUGGAGAAAAAAUCCCUCGUUAAAGAAACUAAUCGCUUGAAGACGUUAAACUGCCAUCUUGAAUAUCGACUGAACGAGCAAGAGAAGCGUUUAAGUGCUGUUAGUUUGGAGUUGACAAAAACUUGGCAUUUGGUUGGCAAAAUGCAACGUCAACAUCGUCAAUUGCACACACAAGAGCAAAUAUUGCGCUAUCAAUUGCAGCAGAAGCGACGCUUGCUAACUGAACUCAAAGACGAGCUGGAGUAUUGUCGGCGCAAAUGGGCGGCAGCACGUGCCAAAAACGACGAGAGUCAAGAGCAGUGGAAUGAUUUACGACGCGAAUUUGCAUUGCGAAAACUGGAACAUGCCAAUAAUUCAGCCGAGAGUGGCUACAGUGACUCAGGACAGGUCUCUGAUGAGGAAAUGGGUGCGACAGCUGGUAGAGACGUAACCAUUGGCAUAGAAAGUACUUCUACUAGUGGAAGUGGUGGUGGUAGUGGUGGUUGUCCAGGUGGAGUUGGAGGUGCGGCUGCUGCUUGUAGGCGUAAAAGGUUGAAGGAAAUGUUUGAACAUACACGCAAGAUAAAGCGCAUGCAAAGCACUUCGCCUGGACGUGCCGGCGAUGAUACUGCCGAGAUAGUGUUACGUUGGAAUAGUGCGCCACCAACUUGUGGUUGGCGGAAUAGCGACGUUGAUAAUAAUACCGUUGCCGACUUGUAUGACAAUGACGAUGAAGAGAAUAAUGCCAGUGGGGACGAUGGUGCCAUUGGAGGUGUAGAAGAUUUGGCAGGUAUAACGACUGUAUCUAGUAGCGGUGCUAUACCAAAAAGCGGUAUUACACGCAACAGACACCGCAGUAGACGAGAAACUACGGGGACAGCGGGAGCUGCCGAAGUGGUCGGUGCGGAUGGCAUGCGAGGAGAACGUACUGAACGUAUACAAAGACUUGAAGAGCAAUGCAAAUCGUUGAUUCAACAAGUACUCGAGACAUCCGACAAUCGUGAGCGUUUAGAGGUACAACUACGUAGCUUUCAAGAUGAGAUCGCGCCAGUACAGUAUGCGGUACCGUUGAAUGAUUUGAUUAAAAAGAAACGUGUCGACCGCAUGACACGUGCCAGUUCAGUGCCUGUGACCGGCUCACUUACACCACGUGAGGAGGAGUAUACGCGCAAACGUUCGGAACGGUUGGAGCGUCUCGAGGAAGAGAGUCGUCAAUUACUGUCGCGCAUCAAACGCACGAGUGAUCGCGGUCAUUAUUUGCGUUGUUCAUUGGAUCGCUUACGACGCGCACCAAGUCGAGAGGGCAGCUUCGAGAGCAAUACCGAAGAAGAGUCGAGCAAAUCGGAAGAAAGGCCGCGUAAAUGUGUAACCAAUGAAAAUGAACGGAAGACUGAGUAUGUUGAAGAGAAAAAACCUGUAGCUGAAAACACCGACGAAGUGCAGGAGCCCGGGGCGCAAAUUCAGCCGAAUCCACUGACCGCCAAUGAAGAGGCCUAUACGGCACGUCGUUCUGCUCGUCUACAGCGUUUGGAAAACGACAGCAAGGAGUUAUUGAACAUACUUUCACGCAAUAAUGAACGAGGCCAGAAACUCGGCCAUAAAUUGGAGGCGUUACAUGAACAGCACUGCGAUGUGCCAACACAUGGAGUGGAUACCCUUGCCGCCUCCGCGACGCAGGCUCCAAAUACGUCACAACCUUCUGCGCCAUUUAUGGGCAUUGGACAACGCUUGGGGAAUAUUGAACAAAUAUCCUCAAAUCGUAUGGAACGUCUGCGUAUAUUGGAAGAAGAAGGCAAAGAGUUGCUUAACCGAUUGGCGGGCACAUCGGCGCGUGGCACGGAGAUGAUCAAUCGUAUAGCUGCGCGAGAACAAAAUCGUCAAACAGGUGUGGUGAAGAAAUCUGAUGAUGAAGUGGCUUCGAGUGCCACUACGAAUGUUAAGGAUGAUGCUGAGGAGGAUGAGUGUGCGGCGGGUAUGGAGGCAACUGCAGUAGCUUCAUCACUUUUGCCAACACUCAACAAUGUGGCAUGUUCCAGUAUUGUUUCUGAAGAAUUGACGGAUCACGUAACAGUUACCACAAUACCUAGUCAAAUCGCCGCGCAACAAGGCGCUAUACCAAAACAAUCUUCCGGGUUGGUAUUGAAUGCGGCGAUUCGUGCUGAGGCUGCGAGCAGCAAGGAACUGAAACAGAAUAAUCAGGCAAUUGGAGACAGUUUAGAGGAUAUGGUGAGGCAACUGAGGGAAAUACCAUUCCCAGAAGAACAAAAUAUGGCAGCAGAGAUCGAAACCGAAACAGAAGUAGUGGAGCAAGCAUCAGUAGAAGAAGAACGACAAGAAAUUGUUAAGACCGAUGAAGAGUAAAGUAAACGCGAUACUAGUGAUUAUUUAAUUAAAUAUUGAAAAUUGAAUGUAAACUUACUUGUAGAUUCUGAUCUGUAACUGCUACUACUACUAUUAUAAAUACGCCCUUAUUAUAAAACGUGUUGUACUUUAUAAAUGUAAGGAAAGACCUCCUCUUCGUGUUCAAGAAAAUU
Molecule: messenger RNA, 5558 nt
Organism: Anastrepha obliqua
Lineage: Eukaryota; Metazoa; Arthropoda; Insecta; Diptera; Tephritidae
Exons: 5
Coding region: 937-5385 (1482 amino acids)
Source: RefSeq, a predicted model, not a curated record